AGUAAAACCUUAAGGGUUUUUCUUUAAGGGUUUUGAGAAUUCCUGAUUAAGAUCAUCAGAUAUUUAUUAUGUCUAUGUUGAAUUGCUUGCAGUACUUGGCACCCCAUGGCGCCUCAAAGGCACGAAGCAGUGGAAGCGCAGCAUCUAGCUUUGAGGCUCUCCAGAAACAGGCUAAGUUCCUCGGAAAUGCUCUUCCACCUGUUUUUGCUGUCAUUGCCCGUGCUGUGAGAGUUGACCACAAGCUGCUGGGCUACCAACUUGCAGCUUACUUUGACAAGCCAACUGCAAGAGUGCAGCUCGUCAUUUCCUCCAUCGCUGAAAAUGACAACCUGAAGAUCUGUGCUGACGGUGCCCUGCUGAGCAAGCACAAAGUCACCGCCAAGGUUGCUUGGGGUCCAGAAUGCCAACAGUAUGCAGUCACUGCUAAAGCUGAAGCCGGUGUCCUGGGCGAAUUCCCUGCUGCACGUCUAGAGCUGGAAUGGGAGAGGCUGCCAGUAAUUGUCACCACCUACGCCAAAAAGCUGUCUAAGCACAUCCCUAUGGCAGCUUUCAAGGCAGGCUUUAGACUUGAAAGAGCAACGAACAGUGAGAAAGAGAUUGAACUGACUGCAGCCUUGCCAACUCAGAGAUCCUUGAAUGUCAUUGCUAGGAUUCCAGAGAUGACUCUGUCGAGGAUGGCUAUUCCUCUCCCUGUCGCUGUUCCCAUCAAUCCAGAUGGAACUCUUUCCAUUCAUAUUGAUGAGGACAUUCUCUCCUGGAUCCAGAAACAUAUCAAGGAAGAAUAAGACAUGAAGAAUUACAUUUUACAUUUUCUUAAGAAAAUGUGAGCGGUGUGGAAUUGAUCAUGCGGAAAGCGGACUUGAUUGUUCUCUGACAGUUUAAUUGGAAAUUACCACUGUUGGAAUGCAAGUAACACUAAUAAACACCCUGCAAGUUACUGAUGUGUGAAUUGCUUUAAUUUCACUGUAAAGUAUAGAAUUGUUUUUGUUAAAUUGUUAUUGAUUAUCCUUCAAAUAAUUAAAACAUUCAACAUAUGUUAAAUAAUAUCACAAAAAAAUCAUAAAACACUUUUAGUAAGAGACUACAAAAAUUAUUAACGUGCAGAUGGGUUUCUGUAACGUCAUGACACGGUUAUUAUAAAUUAGAAAUAUUUGAAAAAUAUACUCAGCUUAAGUCAUUAGAGAAUAUUUUACUUGAGCGGAUAACCUCAUAAUGAAGUCGAUUAACAAAUAAUUUUUCAAAAGAUGGCAAGAACAGAAAAACUACACUAAGCACACACAACAUGCAAAACAUCAUACAGUACAUCUUUUGCAAAUGCAAACAUUUCAUUAAAUGGUGUUUUUGCAUAGCAACUCUACACACAAACCAUCAAAUGAUUAGCCAUAUACACGUCAAACAGAUAGUCAAAUAUCUGAUAUGCAAAUUCAGUAUAUAUUUACAAAAUAAACAGAAAUGUAAAAGUGAAAAAAUAUUGUUAGUUAUUUAUUGUUCCUCAAAACAUUGAAUUUUGAUUUGAUCAAGUGAUCAAAUUAGGAACAUUUACACUAUAAACAGAAAUACCAGGGGGUAAAAUAAUUUCUCAAAACAUGUAUUAACUAACAUGAACGAACAAUGAGCAAAACAUUUGUUACAUUAUUUAUUAAUCAUUGUUCAUGUUAAAAAAAAAAAGCAGUCAUCAUUGUUUGAUCAUGUUAUUUCACAGUGCAUUAUUUAAUGUUAACAAAUUCAACCUUUGAUUUUAAUAAUGUAUUAGUAAAUGUUAAUGUUAAAGAUUAAAGAUUAAUAAAUGCUGUAGAAGUGCAGUUCAUUCUUAGUUCAUGUUAACUACUGAAACCAUAUUGUAAAGUGUUACCAAUGGCAUGAUCAUUGGGUGUAGGAAAUCGGUAAAUGAGUGUGGCAUUUAAAUGCAAGUGUUUCACAAGAGCUGUUAAUUUUGAAUGUUGUGUCAAAUGUAGAGAACUGUGUUUAGCAUUUCGCUAAACUGAAAGUUUGUUUUACAGUUGCAAACUGAGCGUAAAGCAGAUAAUGGGCACAUUCCAAAUGGCAUUUUUGAACCCUGAAGGGCACUUCAAGAAGGGACUCCGUUUGUAGGGGUGUUCCAAAUGAAAGUGAACAACAAACCCUGCGUUCCAUUCGGAAGGGCUCAGGCUCAUCCCUAUGCCCUAAUCCCUUCAAAGGGUUUACCCUCCGGAGUGAGAGCUUCGAAGGGAUGAAGGGUGUAGGGGUCAAAAAAAACUCUUUUGUUAGAACGCACUUCUGCGUCAUCUUAACGAGACAAUCAAGGAGGCGCCUUCAUCUUUUCCCCCCUGGUGUACUCUUUGUAUUAAUAUGCAUUCAUUUACUGUAGUAACAUUAUAAGCUACUGCAGGUCUUUUACUUUAAAUAUAAUGUAUAUUGUGUCUAUGUAUUUGAAACAUUUGAAUGGACUGAUAAAGGGAGCUGUAAAGAAUUUUUUGUUUAAGUACAACGUCGUUUUGACCAUAAUAAUGUACCAAAUCUAACUCACAUAAAUAUUACGGUAGUAUAGAAAAAUACUAUACAUACAUUUAUAGGUAACUUAAAAUCAAACUCCGAGCCUCCUGUAUCCAUUCUGUGAUGCCAAACAACUUUCCUGUGCAAAGAAUCAUGGGGGCCCGAAGUGUCCAUCAGUUGUACCCUUUAAAAUCCUUCAUUCUGCAGGGCCCUUUGAAGUGGCCAGUUUUGAGUACUUCGGUUUGGAACGACCCUUCAAUAUGGCGGCCAUGAUUGUUUUCACUCCGAAGUGCCCUUCAGAGGGUGAUAUAUCCCGUUUGGAACGCACCAUGAAUCCCUUCACGAAGGGCCCUUCCACAAGGCCGUUGGCGAAGGGUACAUGCGAUGGUCACUUCGAGGAAAUAAUUUUAUUAUUUAUGGUCAUGUGACCCAGCGAAUCCUCGUGAUUCAUUUAUUUUAAAGGUAGAUUGCUGGAGAGUUCGAGUUAACUUACAAACAUAGACAUUCAAGUUUUUUUUUUCGUGAUAUAUUUCACACAUUUUUGUCAUGUUAUGUUUAAACAAGUUUCAGGUUAGAAAUGUGUUUUUUUUUUUACAGUGUCCAAAGAUAAGACGGCAAGUUUUAAAGUUGAGAACAGAGAAAUACACUCACACACAUAACAUAUUUUAAAAUAUCUAUAAACGUAUCUUUAUUUGCAACAGCUAUGUUAACAGCAAUUAUAAGAAAUUUCUAUUGUAAGAACAGCUAAUCAGCUGAUGCACACCGUGCUGCGUUGUCAUGGGAACAUCCCAGGUGAAGAUAAUGAAGAAAUUACAUUGUCUUUCAUUGCUCCUUUCGCCAAGUGCAUUCCAAACGGCUACAUAAUGGCGCGCAAGUGCCCUGCUCCCUCCAAAGUCCCCUUCAAGGGCUCUCCCAUAGGAAAGAAAAAUCAAAAGUGAGAUCUCUUUAACAUCUCAAAUGUUUCUCCUAGACAUAAAUGAGGUUAUUUUAACAUCAAAUGGAGACUUUUGCUUGAGUCUCCUGCUUCUCACACUGGUCUCCUGAGACAAAAACUCUAACACUCUCACAAUGGUCUCCUUUAAAGAUUCAGAAGAGAUCUCAACAACAUCACACACUAUGCUCAUAUUUUUCUCCAUAGCAAGUCUCCAUUUGAUGUUAAUUUAA
Molecule: messenger RNA, 3636 nt
Organism: Ctenopharyngodon idella (grass carp)
Lineage: Eukaryota; Metazoa; Chordata; Actinopteri; Cypriniformes; Xenocyprididae
Product: vitellogenin-like
Exons: 5
Coding region: 69-785 (238 amino acids)
Biological process (GO): lipid transport
Molecular function (GO): lipid carrier activity
Source: RefSeq, a predicted model, not a curated record